UAAACCCUGAGGAGGAUCUGGUAGUUUUAUUUUAAUACAACCCUCGCAUCUUUCAGGACCAUGACUGAGCAUCCGGCACAGGAAGGAUGAGUUCCACGUCAAGGAAGAAAGCUCGGACUUCAUUUGGGGCGACUGCUCCACCCUUCAUUGACUACCUAAAAGAUAUCCUACGUCGAUAUCCAGAUGGAGGACAAAUUCUGAAGGAGCUGAUUCAAAAUGCAGAUGAUGCCCAGGCUACAAAAGUGGUUUUCAUUCACGAUGAGAGAAACUAUGGCACAGACAACCUUUGGGCUGAAGAUUUGGCAAAAUACCAAGGUCCUGCCCUCUACGCCUACAACAAUGCAGCAUUCAGAGAUGAUGACUGGGAGGGAAUUCAGAUGGCAGGGAGGAGCGUCAAACGCAAUGACCCAAACAAAGUUGGGAGGUUUGGCAUUGGCUUCAACUCUGUCUAUCACAUAACAGAUGUACCGAGCAUAUUCAGUUCAGGACACCUCGGAAUCAUGGACCCCCAAGAAAAAAUAUUUGGGGAAAGAAAUGGAGGUUUCCUCUGGUCCUUAGAUGAUACAGAAGACAGAGAAACUCUGAUGAACAUGCACAAUCAGUUCCAACCAUUUAGGGAUAUCGUCUCACUUGUAAGCAAACAAGAAUGGUCAAAAGUUAUUGAGCAUGACAAGCACUUUGAUGGAACAAUUUUUAGAUUCCCCUUGCGCAGUGAGGCAUCAGAGAUUUCAGAUAAUCUGUAUGACUCCAACAAGGUUGUUGAGCUUUUUGAUAGCUUCAUAGCAGAUGCAGACCUGAGCCUCCUGUUCCUGAAGAAUGUGACAGCUGUAUCGUUGAUGCACAUCAGUGCUGAUGGCUCUGUGAACACCAGACUUGCAGUGAAAUCCUCAGUCUCAGAAAAUGUCAUUUUGGAGUCAAAAGCUGAGUCAUUGGUCAAGGGCAUGACAAGGUUCAAAUCAAUAACCCUCAACUCGAAAGACCACAAAGAAAUAAAGUGGCUUGUGACGACAUGUACCAUGAAACAAGGCAAGGUAGAAAAACUUGACUCACUCGCAGAGAAGUUAAGUUUUAUUUCUCAAGUUGACUUGGCUUUUCCUAUCAAUGAGAAGACAGACUGUAGUAAGAGUAGACUGAGCUGCUUCCUCCCCCUCCCAAACAACGAAUCCAACAGGACAGGGCUUCCAGUUCAUGUCAACGCAUACUUCGGCCUCACAGACAACAGAAGACACAUCAAGUGGCAAGAAGAAGACCAGAAACAUGACGAACAUGCUGUGUGGAAUGAGCUGCUGAUGAAGGAAGUGCUACCGCAGGCAUACCUCACAAUCAUUCAAGACGCUAUCAAACUUGCAGAAGAUUCGGUUCUUCCCGUUUCUUCUGUGUACGAUCUGUGGCCAGAUGUAGCCCAGUUACAGCACAAAGAGAAAUGGUAUGAUAUCUCCCUAGAUGUUCUUCAUCACUUAUUCAGCCAGAAUAUUCCCAUCCUCUCUUUGGCCAAAGAUGAAAGACGGUUUAUCACCCCAUCAGAAGCUGUGUUUCCAUGUAACGGUCCAACUGGUCUUGACGUACUGGCUGCCAUUAAGAGGACUCUGGUUUCCCGUGGGGAAAACCUUGUCACUUUACCAGACAGAGUUGCACAAGCCAUAAAAAAGGCUUAUCCCCACCUCGACAGCCUGAGACACGUGACCCCAGCUUUUAUAAGGGACCUUCUUCGCAAGACUGGUGUGCAAACCAUCUCUAAAGGAGACAAACUCUGUCUUCUGGAGUAUACCUUGAGUGAUGGAAAAUACAGUGAACUCCAGGGUCUUCAGCUGCUUCCACUAUGUGAUGGGUCAUUCAGGUCUUUCACAAAGAAAGAGGAGGACACUGCAUUAAUUGACAGCAAUGAAUUUCCAAGGGUCCUGCUGCCAUGCUGCAAACACCUCUUCAUACCAGAAGAUCUGAGUUCAACAUGCAUUACCCACCUGAAACAACUGGCCACAAAAAAUGUAUUCAAAGUCAUCAACAUUGACGCAUACCAGGUGGCCGAAUACACCAGGAGCCAUAUGCCCAAGGACUGGUUGAAAACAGGGAAGGGGCUCGUAAAUUGGGAGGUAGGCAGCAGCCAACAUCCACCUUUAGCCUGGCUCCAAGAAUUCUGGACAUUUCUCAACACUCAUUUCAAAGAGUUAAGUUCUUUUACUGGAAUGCCAUUAAUACCAGUUACUUCACUGACUCCCAGUCAGCCUGUAUCACUAGCAAGACUGCAAAAGAACACAACCCAUUUUGAGAGAAGUAAACUGAUGAGCUUACCACAACAAAUAGCUCAGCUGGUGAAAAAAGUUGGUGGCACAGUGGUGAAAGAAAAUGACUGGCUCAAGCAUCAAGAUCUGGACUCUUAUGUCCUGAGCCCAUCUCCACGGAGUGUCAUGAAAGUGAUUAUGAAUUUAGAUCCGCAGCAAGUCAUCAGAGAGCUCAUGAAUGCUUCACAAAGUUCAGUAGAAGAACUGAAAGGUUAUCUUUCUAGUCUGGAUGCUCUCUCAAGCAGUGAGAAGGAUUUGCUCUCAAAGUUACCUUUGUUCCAAACCAUGAAAGGAUUACGCACUUCAGCUCAAUCAAAACAGGCAGUGCUUUUAAAUUCUGGUCUAACAAUACCAACAGAGCUACCUAUGCCUGAUUCAGUAGUAAAGUGUGCCACUGAGGCUGAUCGCAGACUUCUACAGCUGCUCACAAUUCAUCUCUUGGACACAGCCAAUGCAGCCAUUCUCCUCAUUGACUCCAUUGAGGAUAGAGCUUGCAGUAAAAAAGACACUGAGAACACCAUGGCCUGGAUUUUAGACCAUGGUAAUGUCCUUUUCUCCCAAAAUCAGACCUUGAAGCAUCGAUGUAAAAACUUGAAAUUCAUUGAAGUGAAUGGUGUGCUAAAAAAGACUUCAAGCUUUUUUGAUCCAAGAGUUAAAUAUUUCAAAGUGAUCUUUGAAUCAGAUUUUUUCCCCUCACCUUUGUACACUAAGACAUCACAGAUGCUAGCAAGCCUGUUGGAUAUGGGUUUGAUGAAUAAAGAAGUGCAGGCAUCACCUGAUCACUUGCUGCGAGCUGCCACACUGAUUGAAAAGCUCCAUGUUACAUCUCAGAAGGAAGCUCAGGAAAGAGCUGAUGUCCUACUGAAAAUGUUGGAUGCUCAUGAUUUACUGAAAAAGUUUUCCAAAGAACAGCUUGAAUGUCUUAAAAGGCUUAAAUGGAUGCCAUGCACUGAAGCAGGUAAGGCCAAAACACAGUGCAAUGACAAAUCUCUGAAAAGCUCCUUCUUCUGCCCUGAUGAAAUCAGACAUUCUAUGUAUGAGGACAUUGUUGGACUUGUGAUGCCUCUGGAGGGGAAGCUAAGUGACCGAUUAUGCAGCACACUUGGUCUCAAACGCAUACCACCAGCUGAAAAAGUGGUGGAGAAUUUGUCAGCCUUAAUAUCAAAAGCACAGAAAAUGACAGAUCCUGACACAAAUGUGGAUUUCAAAAGGAUGCUACGAAGCAUUUACGAGCACAUGCAAAAUCACAUUUCUGAAUUUGCAACAUUGAUGAACAAGGACACAAAGUGGCUGUGGAACCAUGACAAGUUUGUUUCUCCUCAGGAUCUGGUUCUAGAGCAUCCACAUAAUCUAGAUCUGAGCUCAUACAUCGGGAAAGUUCCAAAUGAAUUUCUACCUUACAAGAAGCUACUCUUGGAAUUUGGCCUCAAAACAUCACUUACAGAUGAAGAAAUUAUUGCCAUUCUUCACUCUAUCAAGCAAACCAUUGAGGGAAGGGAACAGCCAGUUGCAACUUCCUCUGAGGUUAGAGCAUCGAUUGAGAUUCUGAACUGGUUAUGGAAAGAGAAGAAGAGGGUACAGGAUGACAUCCCUGUACCUGUCACUGUGCAGGGUGGACAUUGUACCCUUAAACCACGGUCCAUGACAGUCUUCUGUGAUGUGAGCAGAAAUGGUCUGCAAGAACUCAAAUACAGCCAGGAGGAAAUUUAUGUUGUACACGAGGAAAUACUUACAGCCACAGCUGAAUGGCUAAACAUCCAGUUCCUCAGUACUUACAUUCCUGACCCAGAGUUAGUGGGAAUAGAACAGUGCGGACAGUCUGAACCAAUAACAACACGAAUUAAAAACAUUCUAAAGGAGUAUGAUGAGGAAAGUGACAUCUUUAAAGAGAUCAUCCAAAAUGCAGAGGAUGCUGGGGCAGAGGCCUGUAAAUUCUUAGUGGAUUUCAGAAUGCACAAAGACUCCCCUGAAAGUCUGAUCGAUCCUGACAUGAGUCUUUGUCAGGGACCUUGUAUUUGGGCUUUUAAUGACAAGCAAUUCACUGCUGAUGACUGGGACAAUAUUGUAAGAGUGGGAGCUGCUUCAAAAGAGAACAAGGUUGAGAAAAUUGGAAAGUUUGGACUUGGAUUCAACACAGUCUAUCAUGUGACAGACAUCCCCUCCAUUCUGAGUGGUAGAAGUCUUCUAAUACUUGAUCCAAAUGUAACUCACCUUACAAAGCAUAUCAAACACAAAACAAAUCCUGGAAUCAAGCUGGACCUCUCGCAACAGCGCCUUUUUAGUUGUUUUCCAGGUCAGUUUGGACCAUAUGAACGCAUUUUUGGUUGCAGCUUCACCAGAAAAAGUCCUCCUGCACACUAUCCAGGCACUUUGAUCAAACUACCCUUCCGAACUCAUGAAGAGGCUCUCAAGUCAGAAAUAAGCACAAAAGUGUACUACAACCAAGAUGUCAUCACUUUUCAGCAGCACUUCUCGAACAAUUCCCAGUCUCACUUGCUUUUUCUGAAGAAAAUCAAUACAGUGUCUCUACAAAAUAUCUCAAACAAUGCUUCAACCCCACCAAGAGAUGAUGAAAUACAAACUGUCUUCACCGUUUCCAAAACCACCGUGAGUACAAUGAAGAUUCCAGAGGAAAGCUGUGUGUCAAAACAGCGUCAAGCUGAGCAAUCACUCAUGGAACUUGAUAGAAAAUGCAAAGAUGUAAUCGACUGUACUGAUGUCAGCAUCGUUGAAAUAACACGUGAGCAAUCAGGUGAAACUCAAGUCCAGUACUGGCUCUUGUACAACUGCUUUGGGACAAAUGAGUCUUUAAAAAUGGCCAUCAACAAAAACAAGAAAGUUACAUUCUCAUUGCCCAUUGGAGGGAUAGCUGUGCCUCUACAAAACAAUCCAGAAACGGGGAAAUUUGAAGCAUCCCAGACAAAAGUUGUUGGGCAGGCAUUUUGCUUUCUCCCUCUGUCCAUUCACACAGGCCUACCAGUCAAUAUAAAUGGAACAUUUGCUGUGACAAGCAACCGCAAAGGCCUUUGGGAAAGUGGAGUUAAACAUGAGUGGAACAAAGCUCUGCUUCAGGAUCCUGUAGUGACAGCCUAUGUAACUGCACUGUCUAUGUUGAAGAACAUGUCUGAGAACAAGCAGCUGGAAAAUUACUGUUACUACACAUUUUGGCCUGACAGGGAGAAAGUAAGUGAAACUUUCAAGCCUUUGGUGGAUGCCUUUUACUCCACUAUUGCCCAACACUCCAUUGCUCCACAACUCUUUAGCAAUGGCAAAAAAUGGUGCUCAAUGAAAAAUGCCAUAUUUUUGGAUGCGAGCAUUGAAGAGGAUAAGAACAUUAGCACACUUGCAAUGCAGGUGUGUGAAAAAUACAUGAAGAACAACAACCUUAUCAUUCCUCUUCCAAUGUGGGUGAGAAAUAGCUUCAAACAGGCUGGUCUAGGAAAUGUUUUACAAGACAGAACAUGGAACUGGGAGACAUUUUACAGAGAAGCAGUAUUUGUUAACCUGGCAAACAUGGAUCCUAAGUGGAGAGAUACCCUUAUACUGCAUGCUAUUGACCUUAAUUUAAAGGCUAUUGACAGUCUUUUGGUCCACUAUCAUUGCAUCCCCACAACAAGUGGCCAGCUCCAACAUAUCAAUAAACUCGUCAAUCCAUCAGGGAAGGUGGCAUGUCUCUUUGAACAGGAAGAGGGACGCUUGCUUAGAGGAACCAUAAGUGACUUCUGCUCCCCAAAAAGGAUUCAGCGCUUGAUGGAGCUUGGAAUGGCAACUGAUGAGCUUUCAUUGGAAGACAUUGCGGUGAAAGCAGAAACAAUCACCAAAACCUGGAUCACUGACAAAACGAAAGCAUAUGGGCGCUUAAAAUGCCUUCUUCAACUAAUGAACUGUCAUAUUAGUGAUGAAGACUCUCCUUCCUGGGCAACGCUGAGGAUGACUGAAUUCCUCCCAGCAUUCUCCCCUGGUGAUGCAAAAAUGGAAAGAGAUGUUACCCUUAAAAGGCCCACUGAUGUUUUUAGUGACAAGUGCGCCCUCCUUGUUAGCAUGACACAACCUGUUCUCGAUCACUCCAAUCUAAAAAUACACAAUUCUGAUCAUGUUCUUCAGGUGUUGGGGGUUCAUAACAGUCCACCCUCUGAGGUGGUGAUUCAGCAGCUGAAAGAAGCACACAAGCAAUCUCAAAGCAUAGACAAAUCAGUGCUUCACAAAAUAGCCUUUGAAUGCUACAAGUUUCUGGAUCAGCGCCUCUGUGAUUCAGAGAAUGCCACUUCAAUCUCACAGAGUGCAAACUCAUUCCCCUUUGUUCUUGUCGGUAAUACUUUUGUGAAUUUGGACCGUGUAGCUGAAAAACAGCAAUUUGAAGCAACACCCUAUCUGCAUGUUCUUCCACCAGCUUUCAGCAAUUUCAGGACACUGUGGGAAAAUGUUGGUGUGGAGAAAAAAUUUACACUCAGCCAAUGCUUGACUGUUCUCCAUGAACUCCACACUAAACACAGAAAAAAGCCUUUACCAAAGAAUGAUCUAGAAAUCUGCCUUACAAUUUUAAACAGAGGAAUUUAUGAGGCCAAUGAGGAAACUCCAGGUGACUGUCCUGUACCCAAUGAACAUGGUGUGUUACAACCUGCAAGGGAGCUGUUCUUUAAUGACAGCCAGUGGAUGCCAGUAACUUCGGGAGUCAUUUUGUGCCACAAAAAAAUUCCUCGUGUUAUGGCUCUCCACUUUGGCAUCAAAACCACUAGACAUAAUACUUUACAAAACCAUGUAAAUGAGAGCAUUUCACCAUUUGCCUUUCAGUUUCAACAGCAGGAACAACUAACUGUUAGAAUUAAAAACAUAAUUUCAGCCUACCCAGCAAAGAAGGAUAUUCUCAAAGAGCUCAUCCAAAAUGCUGAUGAUGCUGAAGCAACUGAAAUUCACUUUGUUUGGGACAAACGCCAUCAUAGCACAGAAAAAACAUUUGGAGACAAGUGGAAGCCUCUGCAGGGUCCAGCACUAUGUGUUUUUAAUGACAAAGUGUUCUCUGAUGAUGACUUGGCUGGCAUUCAGCAACUGGGAGAAGGAGGAAAGCACAAUUCUCCAGGAAAGACAGGAAAAUAUGGACUUGGAUUCAACUCAGUUUAUCAUCUGACUGACUGCCCUUCAGUUCUCACUGGAGAUGAGUUACUUUGCAUUUCUGAUCCCAAUCAAAGUUACAUUGAAAGUUCUUCAGAGAUAUCACCUGCUGGUAUUGGUUAUAAACUGGCUGAUAUUUUCAAGAAGAUGUACAUAGAUGUCUACAACUCCUUUCUUCCAGAUAAAUUUCCUCUUAAAAAGGGCACCAUGUUCAGGUUACCUUUAAGAGUGGGUACCUUGGCAGACAGUUCCAAAAUAUCUCAGCAUGCUGUCACUGACCAUGACAUGAAAGAACUUUGUUCUGCCCUAUCAGAAGAUCCUGAAGGGUUAAUCCUGUUUCUGAAAAACAUUUGUAAAAUAACAGUGCAUGAAAUCAAUGAAUCAGGGAAGCUCCAUACCAUCUUUGCAGUUGAAAAACAUCUUCCAAACUCCAGCAGAGAAGAAAAAGAUACUUUUGUGAAGCUUCUACAGCAAGCAAUGCAGUUGGAGAAACCAGCAGCUCCACACAAGGCUAUUUAUCAAAUAUUAAUUUCAACUUCAAAUAAAAGGGAGAGCAACUGGAUAAUCGCAGAACAGUUUGGCUCGUUCAAAAACAGUGAUGAACAAAAAAUAAAAUCAACGGCCAAACUCCCUCAUGCUGCUGUAGCAGCAAGGGUAGGCUUAAAGUCCUCAGCUCCAGAGCCACCCAGCGUUAAGGGUUUUAUUGGAGAAGCCUUUUCUUCCCUCCCUUUGCCAGGGAAAACUGGACUGCCGGUGCAUGUCAAUGGAAACUUUGAGGUAGAUUCCUCCAGAAGAGGCCUGUGGAAAGAAGAUGUCCAAAGUCUGAAAUCCAACUGGAAUGAAUUGUUGAAGCAAAAUGUCAUAGGUCCACUGUAUGCAGACCUCCUUCAUUACAUCAGCCGCAACAUUUCAGUUACAAAAGUGUCUUCCGCACAACUUGAGUCAUGCCUCUACCAUCCUUACUUGUGCUUCUUUCCCACUGUGUCCAAAGAUGUUGGUCAGGACUGGCAUGAAAUGAUACAUGAAGUAUACAGAUCCCUGAAAGAAAGAGACCUUAAAGUAAUCCCAGUGUUGAAGAGUUCAACAUGUAUAAUUGCAGACUGGCAUGUGAAAGAAUACACCUUUUACUGGUGUAACAUCACAGAAACAGAAUCUACCAAAGCACUCUAUCUGACAGACUCAGGACUUAAUCUGAUCACUUCCAUUUUGGAGGAUGUUGGAAUAAAAUUGGUUCCAUUUUCACAUAAAAUGGAACAAAUUUGGUGGAGUUUCAGAUCUGCUGGCAUUGAAGUGAAGGAUGUCAAUCCGUCAACAGUGCAAACUUUCCUGAAAAAUGAACCUCUCAAUGAUCCAACAAAAACAGACAAACAGUUACCAUUGCCCAUAGUAGACACUCUGAUCAGAGACCAGGAAAGAUGUUCAUGUCUCUUGAAAUUCUGCUUAAAAGACCAAGUCCCAGAAAACAUCAAGGCAGAAGCCGCCGAGCCCGAUUCCACUUUACUUGAUGGGCUUCCACUUCUUCUCACAAGAGAUAAAGUUUUGAGAGUUUUUAACUCCAAAUCUCCCAAGCUGAUAUCAAGAUAUGACAGCCUCUUUAUUGGCUAUGAGGACCAAUUUGCAGAUUAUCAGACAAAUGGAGACCACAUUGAGGUUCUUCAGACCUUAAGCCUUGUGAAUGCAUUGACAGUUCCUUGUGCAGCAAAGUACUUGAGGCCAUUAAUUCAAUGCUUCCUUCAGAAAUGUGAAGUUGUUCCAGAAAAUGGUCACCGUGCCCCAAGUAAGGAAAUGUCAGAGUGGUUGAAAUCCCUUUGGAAGUUCUUAACAAGUGAACUCCAACCAGCAACAUCUGGCAAUGAUGAAGGCAAUUUGACAUUAAGUGGUGUAAGGGAACUUUUCAGUGACUGCUGCAUUUUACCUGUUGUGUGUCCAAGGCUAAACAACAAGGAGUUUCUGUUAAGAAUGAAAGACAUGCCAAGUGUGAUUCAUUUUGCCUCAGAAAGGGACCUGUCAAGCAUCCUGUUUAAACUUGGUUUGAUGAAGCUUAACACUGUAUUCUUCAAUGACAUACACUGGCAGCUAUAUUCCCUCCUGCACUCUGAACUUAUGGAUGUAAAUGACAAAAGUUCUGUGUUGGACCAACUCUACAACAUUGAGAGAUCAGAGUUCUCCCAGCUUUCCAGUGAUGAAAUGAAUGAGCUUAAGGGCUUCUUGAAUUCUGGAGUUUCCAAGUCCAAAGACAACCCAGAUUAUCAGAGGAAGUUCAAGUCUUUGCCAUUAUUUGAAACAAUAAAUGGUGAACGGGUGAGGAUCAAUGGACCUACAGAGGUAUUUAUACUUGACAUGAGUACAGAUACAAUGAAAAGAUAUCCUGAUUUGUUCACAUUGCCUGGCAACAACAUUUUCCUCAAAGGCAACCUCGAGAACCACAAUCUUUCAGAAACACUGACAAUCCAAACCUUGUCUAAACUGGAGUACUUUGUCAAGUUCAUUUUGCCCAUUGUCCACAAACUCACAGACAGACAGAUGUUCCAUUGUCUGAAGUUGUUAGUUUCACUAAAACAUGAUUACAACUACAGUGAUUUUAAGGACAAAAUCAUCACCUCACUUAAGACAGUCAAACUGAUUCGUAGUUCUCUUGGCAACUUGGAAAUGGCGUCAUAUUACUUUGACGACAGCGUUGAACUAUACAAGAAGAUGUUGCCAGAGGACAGAUUUGUACCUGAGACAUUUUGGACUGAGUUGUGUGAAGAAAAUACACAAACAAUGGAACAAUCAAAAGAUUUACUCAGAGAACUUGGCAUGAGGCACACUGUGUCAACAGAUGACAUAAUAAAAUUUGCUCACCAGAUAGAAUCAGAAACAAAAGGAAACAGUCCUCUUGAUGAGCUGAAGAAGAAGUCGUCAUUGCUUUUCAGAGAAGCAUUGAUAUUUGUCAAUGACCAACACAAUGACAAAAAUGGAGGGGGAAGGUUGCUGGAAAGCCUCACUGAUAUUGAGUUCAUUUUCCCUGUGGAAAUUAAAAAAGAACUGUGUGACUAUCACCAACCAUUUGCAGCUGGAAGAACUGCUGUUAAAAUCAGAGGAUCUUUGAUUGACAGUGAGCAGAAACACCAGGAACUGAUUUGGUCGUCAAUGCCAAUUAUACAUUUGCCUUGUUAUAAGUCAUCAGAGAUUCUGAAGACACUAAAAGAUGCAGGAGCUCUUGAACAACCACCUUCACAGUGUGUUACCACAAACAUGAGCAACAUCUGCCAGUCGCCAUGUAGAAAUGAGAAGUUGAUUGAGACUCGUGCUGAUGUAUUUCGAAGUUCUUAUGAAUACUUACAAACAAAUGAGUUUAAAAGCCAACAACUGGCUGGCCUUCCUGUUGUGUUGGUUGAAAAGGACAAAGAACUUGUAAGGACUGACAAUGCAUCACUUUCACUACCACAUGAUCUUGAGUUCAGACCAUAUUUGUACAACAUUCCUCGAAAGUUUGCCAUCUAUAAAGAUUUUUUCAAGAAAAUUGGUGUAACGCAGAAACCCACAGCAGCCCAGUACUGUAAUGUUUUGGCAGCAGUGCACAAAGAUUCCCAUGAUAAACAGGAACUAAACCCGAACCAAGAGAAAACUGUGAAACGUGCUGUUGAGCAACUAUUUAAGCUUCUCAAAAAUGAGGGAAACCAAUCCCUUAAUGCUGUCAAAACAUUGUAUCUUCCUGCAGUAGAUGGUAAGCUAAUUGAAUCAUGUGAGCUCUACUACAAUAACACAGCAUAUGAAGCAAGGCGAUUGGAAGAAGCCUUGAGGAAAAAGGUCCUGUUGCUUCAGAACCUCAGUGAAUGUCAUCUUGGGAAAGACAUUUUUGAGCAUCAUCGGCUGCUGCAACUGCUGCCUCAAAAGUUUCGGCCUAAAAUGUUGUCAGAGUUCACUGAAGAGAGACUAGUUGAGUCACACAUGGAGCUCUGUGAAUGGAACUGUGAUUUCAGUGGAUGGUUUGACCAACAUCUUUCUUCAUCACACCUUAGACAUGGAGUAAUCUGUCUCAUCAGAGCGCAGUCUGAUGGAAAAAUAACACAAGAAGAUGCCACCAAUUUGUGGGAUAAGACCUUCGGCAGUAUCCAGAUUACUUGCUGUGAAAGCCUGAAAACAGAACUUUGGCUAGACAAUCAACCACUAAAGAAUACUGCCAGAGAAACCAAGGUUUUUGUCAAACAAGGGAAAGAAACUUGCAUCUUUUACUUAAAACACAGUGAUGUCAGUGUUCUUAAGGUGAUGAAUGAAGUCUGUGGGACACUGGCAAAAAAAAUCAAUGCUCUAUUAGGAAACCAAUUCUCAUCAGACUAUGUCAUGGCCCUUGAGCAACUUCUGAUGUGUGACAGUUUGGAAGAUGUACAGCAGAUACUUGCCAAGAAUCAGAUCCAUGACAGUGUUGAAACUGAAAGCUUCCUUCGCAAACCACCAGCUCCUGGGACAGAAAUCCCAGAGGAAUGGCAUGACUCCUUAGACAUGGACACGCUUAACAACUUUGAGGAGGGGGAGUACGUGGGUUACUACACAAGUGACAAGUAUAUUUAUGCAAUCAUUGUUGAAGAACUGCCUGGACUCUCUGGACCAUACUCAUGGAAAUACAAAAUAGAUAUUGGAAAGGAUGAGCCAAUUGAGGUCGGACGUCUUGACUUAUACCAGUUUAAAUGUAAAAAGAAGCCAACACCUGAGAAGUGGACUGAAUCUUCUUGCAUGAUGCAGGUGCCACUUUAUGGAGCAGAGCCACAUUCCUCCCAACAAUCAUCUACAAGAUCAUCAUCAUCAUCGUCAUCUUCGAGAUCCACACCAGCAACACUCGAUAAAGCAAAAAGGGAAAUUUACAAAUGCUUGGCAGAUAUUUGGACUCUUCCUAAGGAGGAUAGGAAUAAAGCCAUCAAGCGACUGUACCUUAGAUGGCACCCUGACAAAAACCCUGGCUGCAAACAGCUUGCCACUGAAGCUUUCAUGUACUUGCAGAACAGAAUUGAUGAGCUCACGACAGGUAAAUCCAAAGCCAAAUCUUCAGGCUCAUCAUAUGGACGUACAUCAGAUGCAUGGGAUGAUUUUAAAGACUUCUUCCGUCAAUGGAACGAGGAGGCCAGACAUCACAGACACGGUCGAGAGAGAUUUUUCAGAAGAAACCGUUCCUACAACUUUUGGACUCAUUAUGAAAAUGUCCCGAGGCCUAACAAAGAGGAAGCCCAGCGCUGGUUUAAACAGGCCCGUUGCGACCUUAACGCAACUCAAAAAGACACAGGGGGAGGAAGCACAGAGUGGUGUCUGUUCAAAGUCCAUCAAGCAGUUGAAAAGUCUCUAAUAGCUGCAGGUUAUAAAAAACACGGGAAGCGCCCAAUUGGCACCACGAUUUCAGACAUGGCUACACAAGUUUCCUCCUACAGCGAUCAUCUGAGAACCCUGCCUCAAAUUGUGAGGGAUCUGAAAAUGCUGGGCGUACAUCCUAAAAAGACUCAAUAUCCAAACUGUCAUCCGACUCCACGCAUUCCAAAUGAAAUGUUCAAAUCAGAGGAUGAAAAACAAGCACUGGACAAGGCCUCUGAGCUUCUCAAUAAAGUAGAAGCAUAUGUGAAUUAGGGGUCGAGAUAAAUGACGUGCCAUGUUGACAGUCAACUUUGUUUCCACCUGUAAAACUGGUAUCACCAUGAAAACAGUGACAUUAUGUACAUUUAUAAUAAUCAGAGUAGUCACUAUGAAGCCGAAGUUUUUCUGAUAUUAUAAGUGGUAUCUGUAUUAAUACCAACAAUCAAUAUUUCUUUGCAAUGUUUUAAAUACUUUGUUAGAUCUAAUGUAAUCUCUGUAGAACCAUCAUUUAUGCUAACUUCAUGUUAUUUGAAUGUCAAAAAAAGUUCACCAGUAACUCCUUGUUGUCAGCUGUUUUUUUCUAUGUAAGAAUGAAAAUAACCAAAAAUGGGACCUAAAAGCAGCUCCUGCUUUUUGUUAUGAGUAAAUUGUUUGCAAUAGCAGAAACCGAAGUUUUGAAAUAUUAUUUGCACUGUCCAUUUAAUGACUUAAAGCACUGUAUGUUAAUAUAUUGUUAAAGAGAAUAAAACUGGUUUGCAGCCCA
Sphaeramia orbicularis (orbiculate cardinalfish) is the source of this 13473-nucleotide messenger RNA. RefSeq names its product sacsin-like. The record is from RefSeq and is a predicted model, not a curated record. NCBI's taxonomy places the organism in Eukaryota, Metazoa, Chordata, Actinopteri, Kurtiformes, Apogonidae.